Haliotis rufescens (red abalone) is the source of this 4905-nucleotide messenger RNA. Its product is annotated as la-related protein 4-like. Bases 362 to 2893 code for a protein of 843 amino acids. The record is from RefSeq and is a predicted model, not a curated record. NCBI's taxonomy places the organism in Eukaryota, Metazoa, Mollusca, Gastropoda, Lepetellida, Haliotidae. The transcript is spliced from 16 exons. Gene Ontology annotation, biological process: positive regulation of translation. Gene Ontology annotation, cellular component: cytosol; cytoplasmic stress granule. Gene Ontology annotation, molecular function: mRNA 3'-UTR binding.
AGGAGGCAGAGCCAGGCAGCUAGCCAGCCAGCCAACUCGGGAGCAUUGUGAGCAUGGCUGACACAGUGUAAGGAGACUGCCGUGCCUCCUCUGUAUGCUAUUGCUGUGACCUAACUCAGUGUCCACUGGAUCAGGCACACGAAGGACAGGCACACGGACACACCUGGCCCCACGGACGCCUGCAAGUAAAUCCGAAUCAGGGAAGCAGCUAAGCAUGCUUGGGAAGGGGAUUGGAGAGACUUGCUCCACUCAGUGGGUCUUGUAUUGUGAUGUGAAGUGAACCAUAUGUUAGCCCGGUGGUGUCGCACCAGUAGAGUUGUAGCCACAUUCCAGUGUAGUUUGGUGCCAACAGGGUCUAUACAUGCUUCCCGGAGAUGUGUAUUACUAUUCGGCAAAUUCCUGUGUGCUCUGUGUCAAGAGAGGCCAGUCGACCAAGAGGGUCACACCCAAGAGUCCAGGUCCCGGCCUCAACCCCAAUGCCAAUGUCUUCCUGAGCAGCAAGUCACCUGCUUCGCCAGACUCCACGACGCAAUGGGAUAGUCCGGGAUCAGACACAGCCUACCAGGGUCAGCCCAAUGGGGAUGUGAAGCUAGAGCAGCCUUCUGUGGUGGGUGUGGGCAGCGGCAGUGGCAGCACAAGCAGCACAGGCAGCGGGCCCACCUUCCCCACAGCAGACUCGCCUGUCUCAGUCACAGACUACACAGCCACUGCAAAUUUCAAUGACAACCAGAAUGCUCUCACCAAUGACAACGCAUCUGUUGCAUCCACUGAGGAUGGCAGCAUGCCGCUCGAGGGUUCCAUCCCAGAAGAUCAGCUCCGACAACUGUUGCAGACUCAGCUUGAGUACUACUUCUCCAGAGAAAAUCUUGUCCACGACACAUACCUGCAGUCCCAAAUGGACCCGGAUCAGUAUGUGGCUAUUGCCACAGUGGCAAACUUCAACCAGGUCCAGAAGCUCACCAACAACCUCCAGCUCAUUGUAGACGUCCUCCGGAGGUCUCCUUCAGUCCAGGUAGAUGAGAAGGGGGAGAAAGUUCGACCAAACCACAGUAGAUGUGUGGUCAUCUUGAGGGAGAUUCCGGAUACCACACCUGUAGAAGAUGUACAGCAGCUCUUUAAGGGAGAGAACUGUCCACCUUUUGUCAGCUGUGAAUUCGCUCACAACAACAGCUGGUAUGUGACAUUUGAAUCUGAUGAGGAUGCUCAACGUGCCUACCAGUUUCUGCGAGAGGAAGUACGCACCUUUCUUGACAGGCCUAUCAUGGCAAGGAUAAAAGCCAAGCCAUUGAUACGAUCAACUUUUGUGCCGCGGAAUGGCAUGAAAGUGCCUUUCCAAGGAACUGCAGAGCAGCCAACUUACCCCAUCCCACAGCCACAGCAGCAACAGCCACAGCAACAGCAGGCACAACAGCAACCUUACAGAAUGGUGCAGCCUGCCUCCGUGCAAUACAUUGGUAAUGGACAGCAGCCUUUUCCUUUCUACCCUCUGAGCCCCACGGUAAUGUCCCCCUGGGCUCCCUCUGCCACCCCCUUUCUUGAUCCCGGAGCGGUAAGUAAAUACAAGAUGUUUCAAAUGAACGGUUACCAGGCCACGAGUAUAAAACCCACAGCGUCCACAAACAGACAUAUCUUCCAAAGCAAUGCAAGAACCAACAGCAGAAAUAUGAAAACACAUCGGUCAUCGGUACAAGAACGCAACAACUCUGAAGGCCGAAUGACGAAUGAGCGUCACUCGGUAUCUGCCCCUCGAACGAGUCCCCGUAGCCUUGACAGUGCCCAGAUCUCAAGCUUUACCCGUCGCGGAGAUAUGGGAGGCAAUUCUCAUAUGGUCAACGCCUCUGUCCAGCCACAUGGAGUGGAUGCCAAUGCCAACCUUACUCAAAAUAAUAAAUCUGACAUGGUCUCUCAAAGGAAAAGUUAUAAAAGAGGAAGAAGGGGUGAAGAAGGUGCUAAAAAUUCUCGGCAAAAUCCUUCCAUGCCUGGUCGAGAUGGGCGCCUGGAACCCCAGUUUGAGUUAGAGUCUACGUCAUUCCCGCCUUUACCUGGCUCUCUAAACAAUGCUGCAUCAAAUGAAAGUUUUGAAAGCAAGUUGUCUGAUGUUGUAAAGGGCACAGCUCGACUCCAAGUUCGCGAACCUAGUACAACAAAAUCAGUUCAACAGCCCCAGUCAACAGCACCUCCUCCCUCCUCCUCCUCCCAGCACACUGCCUCCAGGGUAGCAUCCCCUCCGCCACAACCUGUAGCCACGCCGCCGUCCCCCACUGUUGUUCCACCACCCCCAGCCCCAGUUGUUGCUCCCGUCACACCUGCUGUCAAGGAAGUGCUUGAACCAACAGCAGUUCCAGUUACAACGGCAACAGCCACAGUUGCAGUCACAGCAGAACCUGUUUACCAGCAAAAAUCAAGUAAAGCUGCAAGUGCAGCAGAAACCAAACCUGCUCCCGAGCCAACAGUCACCAAACAGGCCUCUGUUGUUGUCUCUAGCCAAUCAAAACCUACAACAUCUAGUGUAUCAGUUCUGUUGCAGGAGGAAAAGCCCAAUCUGCCUCCAGGAGUGAAACUGAGCUAUGCCCAGAUGGUUCAGCGGAAACGGGACACCGACGGCAACGGUGGAGAGAAGACGAAAGAGGACAACAACACCUCCCCUCAACAGUCCCCACCCCCGGUUACAACUGCAGUCACAAGUGCCAAGAAUGGCCAAACAUUGCGUGAGCAAACACAAACUGUUAAAGUGGCCUCGGCAUCUGCCCGACAGCCACAAAUGAAAGAUAAUGUGAGAAAGGACUUUGAGCCAAAAGAGCAGAGGCCACAGCGGAGGGCAAAGGAAAACCGAGAAAGGCGGGAUCGGCGGCGAGACCGUAGUGAGAGAGAAAUUAAAGUGGCAGCGAAAUGAUAACAUGCAACACUAGUCUUAUAUAAAACUAACUUGGCAAUUGUCAUCAUGGGGAGCUAGCCACUCGGUGGUCUAUAGUGGAAAUAAGUAUUGAUGGAUUUGUGUUUAGGGAGGGGUUCUUCAUCAUUGAUACAAUCAUCUGCGGUACCAAGGUACCAGUGCAAGGAGUUGCAAGUAUUCAUGAUAACAUUGAUCUUUCAUGGCUUCAAGUUUGUGAUGUUUAUUAGGCAGUGGUUGACUUGUCUCUUGCCCCAGUGUUUGGCGGUCAUCCAAGCACCCACACACAAUCUGCCUAGUGCUUGCACUACAGGCGAGAUCAGCAAUACAGCUGACACUGCUGGGUUGAGGUGGAGGAAGCCGGGGCAACCCCUCCCUGGAUGGUGCAUUGGAAACAUGGUGACAGCAACUUAUGAGGAACAGAUAUUAUGCAAAGUAGCCAAAGAUGGUUAUUUACACCAAUAGGUUUCCUGAGUCAAGAUGCAACUGUAUUGAUGUGAUUUGGACUUGUUGGAUUUGAAACCAGGCAAUGUACAGUGAAACUGCCUCUUGGAUCCCUUGCAGGUGGUUAUAAGGGCCUUGAUCGUUGGACAAAUAGGUUGCCAUGACAACCUGGAUUGAAUUCAAUACAAGAAUGUGAAGGGUGAACAUGUGUUGGAGUGAUCAACACGAGAUGGAAUGAAAUUCUGGCCUAUCUCAAUUGAAAAUUGAGUGCAAUGGGAAAAGACUUCUAAUUUGGAGAAAAAAACAAAUUAUUUACUAAUUUAAGUUUGCAUUUUAUUUCUUUUGUUUUGAUGAACGGUCAGGGUUUGACUGAAUGUUAUGUUUUCACCACAGGAGUGGUGGUUCUUUGUUAGACAGAACUUGCCGACGUCUCAACUCCUCGCCACCAUGGGAUGGACAGAAUGAAGCUCUUAAUGGGAUUGUUGGAUGGAUUGCAAUCAGUAACAGUGUCAGUAGUUGAUAGAGCCUCAGUCUGUUACUUCUUCUCAUUUGGUUAAUUGUCUAUCUUGAUAAGUUCAUAGGACCAAACAUUAUGAGCAUUAGGAUUUUCGUUUCGUUUUCACAGCCGUGUUUCCGAAGAUUGCCUGUUUUUUCUUUUAAAAGUGAGGGUUGCAUUUUGACCUUUUUUGCAAGGGACAGCGGAACUGGCAGAAACUGUUUUAUAUGUGAUGUGUACAUGUGUGUUGAAAUGAAAGUUGAGCUGUUGCAAGUGUGUUACAGUCAGUUAGUGUUUGUUCAUAUUUGUGUCUGGAUUGUGCAGGAUGUAAAACCAUACCAAGAAAUUGUGCCCUUCUAUUCUGCAUUGUGAUAUUCAAGCAUGUUAACAAUUUUUAAAUAGGCUGCAGAUGAUUAUGAAUUUAUCUGGUCCAACCAUUUAAUUUUAUACUCAUGUUGAAGUAUUUUUAGAUGGUUAUGUUAGCAUUCAAAUUUUUGCAACUUCAGACUUAUUAUUGUGAGUACAAGUUCAUACAAAAGGAUGUUCUUGAAACUGUUAAUCUCAGUGCUAGUGAAAGUCAAAUAUAUUCUUGUCUUCAUAUUGAAAGUUACACCAAGAGACAUUCAGUUUCUUUCUUACCAUCAGUAACCUGUUACUUUGAAUUAACCUGUAAUGUUGUUUUUUUCCUGAAUUCUAGUUUCUGAAGUGAGUCCCUGUCAAGACACUGUCGUCAUCUCAUGUACCUUUGUCAUGUCAUUAGUAUCACCAGUGUGCCCAUUAGUGUAGUCCAACUCAUAGACUUCAUAGGGGGAAAGCUGAUCAUCAUCAACUGUGUAUACACUAUCAAGAAAAAAACCCAAAACAAAACAAAAACAAUUAAAAAAAAAAUGAGAAAAAGGAUGAAAAAAAUAUUUUCCAUUUUUAAUUGUAUCUCUCAUAUGAAAUCCAUCAUAUUUUUAACCACUUUGUGUUGUAGAUACUCCAGAAAAUGUAUUUAAGUGACAUUCAUCUGUAUGUACACAUUCGCAAGUGUCUUGACAGGAUCACCCUCAAUAAACUCGGGUAUUUUUCUUCA